Solenopsis invicta (red fire ant) is the source of this 1985-nucleotide messenger RNA. It is a transcript of the gene hyx, whose product is annotated as parafibromin. Gene Ontology annotation, molecular function: RNA polymerase II complex binding. Bases 137 to 1714 code for a protein of 525 amino acids. Gene Ontology annotation, cellular component: Cdc73/Paf1 complex. Gene Ontology annotation, biological process: transcription elongation by RNA polymerase II; positive regulation of transcription elongation by RNA polymerase II. The record is from RefSeq and is a predicted model, not a curated record. NCBI's taxonomy places the organism in Eukaryota, Metazoa, Arthropoda, Insecta, Hymenoptera, Formicidae. The transcript is spliced from 4 exons.
UAAUGCCCUCUAGUGCUCUCGCACUGCUCCGAUUGCUCCGAGCAGUCUGCUCGCAGCCACUCGCAGCCCUCUAGUGCCGAUCGGUCGGAUCAGUUUUGUGUUGAGUUUUGUGUCAUUUGUGUCAAGUUUUGUGAUCAUGGCGGACCCGUUGAGUCUGUUGCGGCAAUAUAAUGUUAAUAAAAAGGAGAUAAUCGAACGUGAGAACCAGAUUAUAUUCGGUGAAUUCUCCUGGCCGAAGAACGUCAAGACCAAUUAUCUGACCUACGGAUCUGGAAAGGAAGGCACAGCCAAGGAAUACUAUACUCUCGAAUGUCUUUUAUUCCUGCUCAAACAUGUUCAGCUCACACAUCCAGUAUAUGUGCGACAGGCAGCCGCAGAAAAUAUCCCGGUGGUGCGUCGGCCCGACAGAAAAGAUUUGCUGGCCUAUCUCAAUGGCGAGACUGCCACGUCAGCCGCCAUAGAUAAAUCGGCGCCGUUGGAAAUUCCGACUCAGGUAAAACGCGCCGCCGAGGAUGGCUUGGAAAGCGGUUCGUCGAAGAAACCCCGUUUUGAGGAGACCCACGUGCAAAAGGUGAAGGAACAACUAGCCGCGCGUCUGGAUGCUCCUAAAGAGGCCUCGGUCACUGUCGACAAUAUCAAAUCUCUCUCGGAGGCGAUGUCAGUAGAAAAGAUCGCCGCGAUCAAGGCGAAACGUCUGGCGAAGAAGCGCACCACCAUCAAAGAGGACGACAUUGGCAUAGGCUCGGACUUGCGUGUAAUCCUUGAUAUGGAUGUAGACGAUACAAAGGACAUCGUGUCCCGCGAGCGCCAAUGGCGGACACGUGCCACCAUCUUGCAGAGCAGUGGCAAGAUCUUUGCAAAGAAUAUCUUUGCGAUUCUACAAAGUAUUAAAGCGCGCGAAGAAGGUAGGCAAAAAGGCCCGGCCGUGCCAACGCCUAUGGUGACACCGCGCUCGACGCCAAUGCGACCACUGCCGCAACCGGCUGUCUACAAUCGUUACGAUCAGGAACGUUUCAUCCGACAGAAGGAGGAAACGGAAGGUUUCAAGAUCGACACUAUGGGCACGUAUCAUGGAAUGACGCUAAAGUCCGUGACUGAGGGCACGAAUCCCGCCGUGAGGAAGCCCCCGACCAAUCCGUCCAUUACGCCAACUUCCGGUUUACUGCCGACUUCCGCUGCUAAAUUAACGCCUCAGCAAGCUGCACAGAACAAGCGACCAAGUCGAACGCCUAUUAUCAUUAUCCCCAGCGCCAACACGUCUCUCAUUACUAUGUACAAUGCCAAGGACAUUCUCCAGGAUUUAAAGUACAUCAGCAAUGAGGAUAAACGAGCGCAGGGUUGCAAGCGAGAAAAUGAGGUGCUUCUUCAACGGCGCAAGGAAGGCGGUCUGACUGUACCUUACCGGGUUGUCGAUAAUCCACAAAAGCUCACCAAUGCCGAUUGGGAGAGAGUCGUUGCUGUAUUCGUCAUGGGACCAGCAUGGCAAUUCAAGGGCUGGCCAUUCGAUGGCAAUCCAGUGGAAAUCUUUUCGAAAAUAUGUGCAUUUCACUUGAAAUAUGAUGAGAUGAGACUGGACACGAAUGUAGCGCGAUGGGCCGUCACGGUAAUCGAAUUAAGUCGGACAAAAAGGCAUUUGGAUAGAGCAGCUUUAAUGAUAUUUUGGGAACAUCUCGAUAAACAUAUGAUCAAGAACAAACCACAUCUUCGCUUCUGAAAUUCCAAAGCCAUUCAAAUUGCAGAAAUUGUAAUAUACCAAUCGUGUGGCGUUCUAUGCCUCCAUCGAUUGAAAAAUCUUAUGAAAAGAUAUAGGACCAUGAGGCUUUUCGGCGAUGGUGUUGCGACACUGAUUACAUGCGGAUAAAGGUAUCCGUGAUAAGCGAUGUGAUGUGUGAUGACUGGACUGUUGUCACAUUACGUUAGAUGCGUUUACAUUUUAUUGUUGCUUGCACGAAUAAAAUACUAAAAAAAAAAAAUUUCAAAUUAUA